Messenger RNA from Zasmidium cellare ATCC 36951, 1056 nucleotides. RefSeq lists its product as uncharacterized. Gene Ontology annotation, cellular component: endoplasmic reticulum membrane. Gene Ontology annotation, molecular function: Hsp70 protein binding. The transcript is spliced from 2 exons. The coding region runs from base 1 to 1056 and encodes 351 amino acids. Lineage: Eukaryota; Fungi; Ascomycota; Dothideomycetes; Mycosphaerellales; Mycosphaerellaceae. Gene Ontology annotation, biological process: cellular response to misfolded protein. The record is from RefSeq and is a predicted model, not a curated record.
AUGUCCGAGAAAUCCCAGCCGAACGGCCACCACAAGCACGACGACGGCUCCGCCUCGCGCGCCUUCACCGUCGAGCAAAAAGCCGCCGUGAUUCGCGUGCGCAAAUGCAAGACGACCGACUUCUACGACAUUCUGGGACUCGAGGAGAAGCGGUCGACGUGCAGCGACUCGGAGAUCAAGAAGGCGUACCGGAAACUGAGUCUUUUGACGCAUCCCGAUAAGAAUGGAUAUCCUGGUGCGGACGAGGCGUUUAAGAUGGUAUCAAGAGCCUUUCAGAUCCUCAGCGACACCGACAAGAAAUCCAAAUACGACAAAUUCGGCGGCGACCCGGAUAGUCGCUUUUCCUCCGCCUCGGCGACCUCCGGCGCCUCGCCCUUUUCAGGAUUCGCAUCGCAACGGAGAGGGCCGCAAGGACCCAUGUUCGAGGAGGAGAUAAGUCCGGAAGAGCUAUUCCGACAAUUCUUCGGCGGAGGCGGAGGACCGUUCGGCGGGAUGGGAGGAGGACCUUUCGGUGGGGGAUUUGGUGGACCGGGAUUUGUUUUCAACAUGGGCGGAGGACCUGGGAUCAGAGUACAACAAUUCGGGGGCGACCGACCGCGGAGGAGACCGCAUAAUCACGAGAACCAACAGCCCGCCUCGAUGUUCCAAGCGAUACAGGGACUUUUACCGCUCCUCCUCCUCUUCGUCUUACCUUUACUCUCCUCCCUCUUCGGCGGCUCCACACCCACCGGCCCGUCAAUACGCUUCGACGCCCCGAAACCCCCGCACACACAAAUGCACACGAGCAGCGGGAUGCGCGUGCCGUAUUGGGUGAACCCGACGGAAGUCAAAGACUACACAUCGAAACAAUGGCGGUCGUUGGAUCAGGUCGCGGAGAGAAAGUACGUCAAUCAGUUGCAGGUCGAGUGCGAGUCGGAACAAGUGCAAAGACAGCGGUUAGCGCAGGAGGCGCAGGGGUUCUUUUUCACGGAUCAGAGUAAAUUGGAUCGCGCAAGGAGGAUGGAGAUGCCGAGUUGUCGGAAGUUGGAGGGGCAUGGGUAUCGCUUGUAUGGAUAG